Penicillium digitatum Pd1 is the source of this 684-nucleotide messenger RNA. Its product is annotated as sugar porter family MFS transporter. Lineage: Eukaryota; Fungi; Ascomycota; Eurotiomycetes; Eurotiales; Aspergillaceae. Gene Ontology annotation, molecular function: carbohydrate:proton symporter activity. The record is from RefSeq and is a predicted model, not a curated record. Gene Ontology annotation, cellular component: membrane. Gene Ontology annotation, biological process: carbohydrate transport; transmembrane transport.
AUGAUAAUCGGAUUAUGGGGCGCGCUAGCGCUGUUUUGGGAUAUUGUUUUCAUGCUUCUCAUCGACAAAGUCGGGCGCCGGAAGCUGCUCAUCUCAUCCCUGCUCGGCAUGGGAGCAGCUCUGUGCAUCGAAGCCACGCUCGCGCGGUACAUAAAUUUCAGCGACCCCAACGCCAACCCACAUGUUCUGCAAGCUGCCAUCGCCAUGUUCUUUGUCUUCUCGUUCUUCUUCACGGCUGUUGGCAUGAUCUCCUGGGUUUACCAGUGUGAGAUCUUCCCCACGCCUAUUCGAGCGCGCGGCUCGGCCAUGGCGACCGCCACGCACUGGAGUGUGAGUCUAAUCUUCACGCAGUGUUCGCCUAUUGCACUGAUGAACAUCGGGCCCAAAUAUUUCUACUGUUUUGCAGGUUUCAAUUGGGUGGCGAUGAUUGUUGUUUGGGCCUUUUAUUCGGAGACUGCGGGUCGUUCUCUUGAGGGAGUUGAGGAAGUUUUCUCAAAACAGUUUGGUGAUGACCAGUCGGAACGCUCUUUUGUUGACGAGAAUACUCCAGUGGCUAUUACACCGCGUUCACAUAUUCGACAUAAGGGGUUGCAUCCGCUGUCGAUGCAUCCCACUUGUGAUACAGUUAGCGUUAGUAGCAGUGACGAUGAGUCUGGGGAUGAGAUCGGAACCAAGGAGGUUUAG